Messenger RNA from Eruca vesicaria subsp. sativa (arugula), 585 nucleotides. The record is from the annotation of a GenBank genome assembly. NCBI's taxonomy places the organism in Eukaryota, Viridiplantae, Streptophyta, Magnoliopsida, Brassicales, Brassicaceae.
CUAAGAGACAUCACUUGCCGCAUCAAGGACCAUCUCCGUGACCUCCGUUCUGCUUUCAGACGGAGGAGACACGCUGGAGGAGAUUCCACCAUCCGCCGCCACGUUAACUCCUUUAUCCGCUCCAGGAAAGUGGCUCACAAGGAUCUAGCUAAGUUACUCUUGUUGCUUAAACAAGCAGAUCACUCCUACUCAGGGCCAACUCAUCAUUUGAUCACUCUGCUUCGACAAGUCUGUUCCCAAACAUGUCUUUCCUUUAGGACAGUCUUGUUGUCAUUAUCCACAUCAGUAACAAAGCCAAGACCUUCUAAGUGGGCUUUAGUUACCAAAAUGGUGAUCACGAACGUUACCAAUACAAGUAAUCGAGUUGAGACCAGACACAGAAACGAGUACCAGUUGAUGGAUGAAGAGCUACAAAGAUUCUGCUUAGCCAAAGAGAUAAAGAAGGAACGAAUCAAGGCUUUGAUCAUUACCUUAGAUAACGUAGAUACUGUAGUUGAAGAUCUGGAGGAGACGCUUGAAAGCUUGUACAGGUGUAUGAUUCAGGCUAGAGUCUCUCUUUUGAACAUAGUCUCUUUGCAUAUAUGA